Messenger RNA from Nematolebias whitei (Rio pearlfish), 3203 nucleotides. It is a transcript of the gene mars1, whose product is annotated as methionyl-tRNA synthetase 1. The record is from RefSeq and is a predicted model, not a curated record. NCBI's taxonomy places the organism in Eukaryota, Metazoa, Chordata, Actinopteri, Cyprinodontiformes, Rivulidae. Bases 127 to 2880 code for a protein of 917 amino acids. Gene Ontology annotation, biological process: methionyl-tRNA aminoacylation. The transcript is spliced from 21 exons. Gene Ontology annotation, molecular function: ATP binding; methionine-tRNA ligase activity. Gene Ontology annotation, cellular component: cytosol; aminoacyl-tRNA synthetase multienzyme complex.
AUGAACAGCACUCGCCGGCAAAGUUACUAACGACCACUUAGGUUUUUAUCAGAGAGACUGAGAACAAAAUACGAAUAAGAAAGUCUGCGUCCAGCUGUUAUAGCAACACGAGCUGCCACCGGCCAGAUGAAGCUGUUUGUAAGUGAAGGCAACCCGCAUUGCCUGAAAGUGUUAGCUGCGCUGGAAGUGACAGGAGCUCAGUGCGAAGUUCUGUACGUCAACCACGAAGAGAAAGUGGUGCCUUUCCUUAGCCGUCCAUCCUUGCCAGCUCUGCUCCUGCCCAGUGGGCAGCAUCUUUUCAGCUCUAAUGCCAUUUGCAGAUACUUCUUUGAAGCAAAUGGACAAGAAUGCAACAAUCUCUGUAAUCAGUGGCUUGAAUGGGAGACCACAGUUCUUCAGCCUGCGUUGUUACAAACGCUUCACAUGGCAGUGCUGCAGGGAAAAGGUUCAGAGGUGUCCAGUGUUCUUCAAAGUCCCUUAAACUUUUUGGACCAAAGUUUGAGCAAGGGGAACAUGUUGUAUUUUACUGGGGAAGCUGUUUCUGUUGCUGACGUUGUUUUGUGGGGGGCACUACACCCUGUUUUAUCUGACUCCUCUUUAGCCUUGAGUGAGCACACGUCGGUUAGGGCUUGGUUUGACCGUGUGGCUGCCUUGCACAGUUGUCAGUCUGCUGCUCAAACGGUGCUUCAGGGAAAAGGCCUGCAGGCCAUGAAGAGCUACAUGCAGAAGCAACCUGCGCCUCAGAGCAGCCAGUGCAGAGACACACAGCCAUGCAACAGCAGCCCUGCUGAGUGUGAGGAGGGUGAGCGGGAUGUUUCUGAGGAGGAGAUGGAAGCAGCUGUUCUCACCUGGAGGAAAAGUCUGAACACCUCACUGACAACAAACACACACCCCAUUUUGCCCCAGGAGGGCAAGCGAAACGUCCUUGUGACCAGCGCUUUGCCAUAUGUCAACAAUGUUCCUCACCUUGGAAACAUCAUUGGCUGCGUUCUCAGUGCUGAUGUCUUCUCCAGGUAUGGCCGUCUGCGAGGCUGGAACAUGCUGUUUGUGUGUGGCACAGAUGAGUACGGCACAGCUACAGAGAACAAAGCCAGAGAAGAGGGCCUGACACCUCAACAGAUCUGCGACAAGUACCACACAGUUCACUCCAGCAUCUACAAAUGGUUCCAGAUUGACUUUGACUUUUUCGGCAGAACCACCACAGAGAAGCAGACCGAAAUAGCUCAGAACAUUUUUUGGCGACUCCACAAGAACCAGUUCCUUGUAGAAGAGACAGUGGAGCAGCUACGGUGUGAGACAUGUCAGCGUUUCCUGGCUGACCGCUUUGUAGAAGGCAUGUGUCCCCACUGCAGCUAUCCCGAAGCUCGCGGUGAUCAGUGUGAUAAGUGUGGGCGCCUCAUUAACGCAGUGGAGCUCAGGGAACCUCAGUGUAAAGUCUGUAGACAAACUCCGGUAAUCCGUUCCUCCAAACAUCUUUUCCUGAACCUCCCUAAGCUUGAAUCUCAGUUGGAGCAGUGGCUAGAGAAAUCAACCAGUUCAGGAGAUUGGACGGCGAACGCCAAACAGAUCACUCGCUCCUGGAUUAGAGAUGGACUCAAACCUCGCUGCAUCACCAGGGAUCUGCAGUGGGGAACACCAGUACCUCACCCUGACUUCAAAGAGAAGGUGUUCUAUGUGUGGUUUGAUGCCCCCAUUGGUUACCUGUCCAUUACUGCCAACUACACCAAUGAAUGGGAAAAGUGGUGGAAGAAUCCUCAUCAGGUGGAGCUGUAUAACUUCAUGGCCAAAGACAACGUGCCGUUCCACAGCGUGGUAUUUCCCUGCUCUCUACUGGGAGCUCAGGACAACUACACACUGGUCAACCACCUAAUCGCCACAGAAUAUCUGAAUUAUGAGGACACAAAGUUCUCCAAGAGUCGUGGUGUGGGUGUGUUUGGUGACAUGGCGAAGGACACGGGCAUCCCAUCGGACGUGUGGCGGUUCUAUCUGCUGUACGUGCGUCCUGAAGGGCAAGAUUCAGCUUUCUCUUGGGCUGACAUGGCUCUGAAGAACAACUCUGAGCUGCUCAACAACCUGGGAAAUUUCAUCAACAGAGCUGGCGUGUUUGUUACCAAGUUCUUUGAGGGAUGUGUGCCUGUGAUGGAUCUGCAGCGGGAAGAUAAAAAGCUUUUGGCUCUGGUGGGUUGGGAGCUGCAGCAGUACAUCCAGCUUAUGGACAAAGUCAGGAUCCGCGAUGCCCUGAAACACAUCCUGAACAUUUCCCGUCAUGGCAACCAGUACAUUCAGGUUAAUGAACCCUGGAAGAAGAUCAAAGGAGGAGAGCUGGAAAGGCAGCGUGCCGGCACUGUGACUGGCGUUUCUGUGAAUAUUUCCUGCUUGCUGUCAGUGAUGUUGUUUCCUUAUAUGCCAGCGGUCAGCCAGACCAUCAGGGAUCAACUCAACGCUCCUCAGUCUUGUAUCAAUACCAUGCUGAAAGGCACCGGAACCUUUGUGUGUGCUCUGAGCGCAGGCCACCGCAUUGGCACUGUCAGUCCGUUAUUUCAGAAACUGGAGGCUGACCAGAUCGAAGCUUUGAAGAAACGAUUUGGUGGACAGCAGAAAACGCUUCAGAACAACGCCAGUGCUCAACCUGCUGCUGCAGCUGCUCCUGCUGUUGAUGUCAACGCAACAACGGUGGCUGGAGUGGACCCGGAGAAAGCCAAGCAGCUCACACAAGCUGUGGCUGAGCAGGGGGACAAGGUUCGAGCACUGAAAGUCCAGAAGGCGGAGAAGGACGUGGUCGCAGCAGAGGUGUCCAAACUUUUGGAUCUUAAGAAACAACUAGCUCUCGCUGAGGGGAAGAGCCCUGAGCCUGCACCUCAGAAGGGCAAGAAGAAGUGAGACAGGGAAAAAGGGAAAUCAAAACUAAAGGUUAGUCAGAGGAAAGAAGGAACAGAAUGGUUUUGAGUACGACAGAGAAUGGGAACAAGAUGUACACCGUGAGAUGAGGGUAUUAGCUUAAGGCAAAGCCGUGACAGGAUCUUAGACAAUGUGGUGUUGGCAGCAAGGACUAAUGAAAUGCUGGAUAGGCCGGCGGGGAAAUAAAAACACAAAGAGACAGUCAAAUGAAUACAGCUACAGAAUGGAGGGAUUUUUCCAAAUCCCUCCACCAAAAGAAACUGAUUUUAUACUCCCCCUGUGAUAGUCAGCGUACCAUAUCAGCA